Molecule: messenger RNA, 987 nt
Organism: Besnoitia besnoiti
Lineage: Eukaryota; Apicomplexa; Conoidasida; Eucoccidiorida; Sarcocystidae
Exons: 1
Coding region: 1-987 (328 amino acids)
Source: RefSeq, a predicted model, not a curated record
AUGACCCCCAAAGCGUCAGAAAUAGCGUCAAAUGCUGGCAGGCCGCCGGUUGCACAGGUGCGGGAAUUCUUCAGCUCGUUCCCUUGGGGGACUGCGGCAGCGGUUGCCGCGGAGUGUGCUGGAAGUGCUGCCGCCUUCUGGUGCACAUGUGCGUCUUCGGUGUUACUCCAGAAGAGUUUGGGAAUAUCGUGUGCCUCGAAAACUUGCAAAGUAUUCGGUGUGGCUACAGUUUUUGCUGCGAGCAAUGCAGCAGCGGCUGCAGCAGCGACAAUUCGAUGCGCCGGUCAACUCUGCGGAAUCAAAACGCCGGGAGAGAAGCUGGUAUUUGCUGACGUGGGGAAGGCAGCCGUUCACAGGAUGCAAUCGGUUAGUGCUUUGCCAACCGGAACAAACGAAGGCGCAGCAGAUGCUCCGCUCUCAUCUAGCAGCACAAUCUGUGCGACUGAGGGACUGAAGGCGUGGUCAGAUCACAUGAUGAAACUUGGACUAAAGGAGGGGCUUCUAGGCUGCACUGUCUUCUGGCUGUUGGGGGGAAGGUUUUUUCGUCUGUCCCCGAGUUCCCUGCUAGCUCCCGGAGCUUUCCAUCAAAGCCAUCUGUCUCUACGCGCCGGCGUGGACUACGCUUCGUUUGAGGAGCGUCGAUUCAUAAAGAAGCUUGGAGAGACAUUUGGAUGUCACACUUGUGGAAAGCGCCGGAAUGUCCAAGAGUGGAUUGCCGACCAUCAGCCACCAAAGCGAGUCGUGAUUGUCUUCAGCCAGACCUGGCUCGGCCGAUUUUAUGGCUUCUUCAGCCGUGCCAUGGGUGGGACUCGGUAUAUGCCACAGCGAUUUUAUCCACAGUGUAGAGAAUGCAGUAUCAAGCAAGCUAGUGUCGUAAGGAAGCCCAAGCCAUCGCGUAAGGACCUCGUCGUUGACUGCUGGAGCGUCCGUCCAUACCACUUUACUGGCGGUGUCCUGCAUAUCCUGCGCUUCAUUGCUGGUUGGUGA